GUUCGCGCGCAGCAGGCCGGCUGGCUCGGCGUUUCCCCCGAGAAGGCCCGGCGGCGGCGGAUCCGUGACCCGCGACCCGCGACAGAUCUGAACCAUCAUGCCUACUCCCAGGAACAGUCCGAAGAGUAGCCAUGACAGACGAGCGCAUGGUGGCAGACUAGAGUUCCUGUCUCUAAGUCAGAGGGGCCCAAUACCCCCAGAAAGUCCUUCUCGUCGCACGGACCCCGCAGCAGGCCCCGUCCCUCCACAGGCUCUGCCCGAAGAGGACUGCAUGAAACUGAAUCCGUCUUUCGUGGGUAUCGCCCUGCGUUCCUUGUUGGCUGUUGAUCUGUGGGCCUCUAAGCAGCUGGGUGUAUGUGCCGGAGAGGAUUCCUCCUGGGGCAGUGCCCGUCCCCUCAUGAAGGUUAUAGAGGUCUCGGGACAUGGCAUUCCUUGGCUAGCGGGCACCUUGUACGGGCUCUGUAGAAGUGGUAGCUCAGCAGGCCGCGAGGUUCUGCUCAACCUGCUUUUCGCUCUGGUGCUCGAUCUAGCCUUGGUGGCAGCAGUGAAAGGGCUGGUAAAAAGAAGGCGCCCCGCACACAACAAGAUGGACAUGUUUGUCACUCUCUCCGUGGACAAGUACUCCUUUCCGUCAGGCCACGCCACCAGAGCUGCCAUGGUGUGCAGGUUCAUGCUGCAUCAUCUCGUGCUGGCUGUCCCGCUGCGCGUCCUGGUGGUGCUUUGGGCCUUUGCGGUGGGAAUCUCCCGGGUCCUGCUGGGCCGACACAACGUGUCAGACGUGGUCUUUGGGCUGAUAAUGGGGUACAUGCAGUACAGCCUGGUGGAGCACUUCUGGCUGUCCCCUCUCACUGCGCCCACUCUCUUCACGUGGUGGAGUUGAUGCUCCUUACUGGAACAGGUCUCUUUGUCUCGCUACGAACAGUAGAACGUCGUGCUUCCUCUGAUCAGUGAGUUGGAUGGACAAGACUAAAUUGUAAGCCACGCAGGGGUGAGAUAAGAUCAAUCAAAUAAAUAAAUAAGGAAGAGUAGGAACAUUCAUCUUAAGGGGCUAUGUGAGCUGCUUUGGCUAAUUUUGGAAGAGUUGUCCUGCUCUAGCAGGCGGUUGGAGCUGGUGGUCCUGUAGCCCUUUCAGACUCUUCUCUUCCAUGAUUUCAUGAGUUCACUGGUGCCAUCUCACUUUCUGAAUAUCUAACAAGAUGUUUUAAGGGGCUGAAGCAGGAGCGAUCCCGUAAAAUGCUCAAAGAAUCUCACAGGAAAAUUGUUUUUACUCUAAGGACAGGAUCACGUGAGAUGACAUGCCAUGGUGGCUUCUUGCACAGGAUGGGCUGUCGUAUCGUCUGAACCCUGCCAUGAUAUUUUAUCUUGGUGCGUUUGGUUUUUAGAAACCACAGUAAAGAAGCGAGGCCUGAUCUGCGGUUUCCAUGGGCUUCAUGUUGUCUCAAGUCACCCACGCCCAGCAUCAUGGCAUGCAGUUGGCAGAGUCCCCGGAGAAAGCAGCUGCAGCCAUUCACAUGGGAUCUGAUUUCUGAUGCGACCGCUGUCAACAGUGGGAGGGCUGAGUGAAGAGCGGGGAAGCCAUGCUAGCCUGGAAACCCCUGGAUUGUCUGUCAGGCACAUCCUGGCCAAAGAGAGCGCGCUGUGGAAGCCACACAGGGUCGCUUGUGGUGAUGUGUGAACUGAGCCUAACUCUAAUGUGACUCCGGGGCCAACGAGCCAGUCAUUGCAUCUUAUUUGCAUAGGAUUUUUGAUUAGCAGCAAUUAUGUGAACUGGUAAAAAAUGUGCCUAUAUUAGAUACAUCAUAUUGGUAGUAUUGUGCAUAAAUUAUCUAUCUCUCUGUAUAUAUGACUUUUACACCAUAAUUUUCUGAUAGGUAUUGUAUCAACCUGGUUUUGUAAGGUAUGCAUUCCAACCAGCACUCUUGGCUUGUUUUUGAAUUUGUAAUGGGAUGCCUUGUGACACGCUGACCAUUCUGAUUUCGGUGCAAAGUCACCGACUCCCAUUUCUGAAGUUCUCUCUCCUGCAGAGCUCUUCAGCUUUAUUGCACAGAUUGGACAGACCUUGCCAUUGGUCUUGCCUGCAUUGUUCAGGGGCUUGUCAUGUGCUGCCCUCUAGCCAGAGCCUGAAGGAUGAGGGAAAAAACAGGUCUUCCAUUUUUAAAACAAAAGUCUUAGCGGCUAUUGAGGAAGAACAUGGAUUACAUAGCAACCAACGCAUACCUGGACUGGAGGGGUAGCUGGACUUUUUUCUUUCACAAUUAUUCUUGUUUCUUUUCUCCCAGACCUCCCCACCUCUUGCUCUAAAUAAUCUCUUGAAUAUUUACAGCUGCCUAAUUCCCAGUUUUUCCAAUUUGACAUUUCUUUUUAAAGUGUUGCAACAGAUUCUUUAUUUUUACAUGCACUGUAAUAUACAUGGCACUGUUUUCACUUGAAACUUCUGUUAUGAAUGUCCACUGAUAUCCAGAAGAGUCGCUCCUUUGAGUACGCUGCAUCAGUGGAGCAGGAUCGUGUCCCAAGACACGGGUGUUGGUCCCAUGGGAGACUGAAGUGGCCUUGUGAUAUUCCAAUAGCAUGGCAGAAACAGGAAUGGGGAAAGUGCUCGCUCAAGUUGUGAUUGCAAGCACCAUUCUGCCUGAAGAAUCAAGCUGAUGGACGGACGGAAGGAAGGAUCCUUUCUGGGAGAAGCGUGAAGAACCUGCUGCUUCCCACUUCACGCUUUCCAAAAGCGUAAUCAGAUGUGGGUGCUUCAAGGCAGCUCUGAAGUAUGUCUCCUUUCUUGACUCCCAAAUGCGAACGAAAGGAUAAUGGCGAAAAUCAUCUGUGCUGCAGUGCUGUUCUCUUGCGAUGGGGAACCGUACUCGCCGUCCUGAGUGCAGCCCUGUGAAUACACUGUGCUGUGCAGAAGGCUGAAACGAUCCGAUUUUCUCGUCUGACUUGCACCCUUCCCACUGUCCGGCCGCCCGUGUGCGGCAGAGCCAAGCCCUGUGAGGUGCUGCUGGCGGCAGGGCAACCUGCGAGUGAAAGGGUAGCCCAGCUGAUGUCGGAAACUCGUUCUUCCUUUGCAGUGCAGUCCUAGGCCAGUCUGUUCUGAGAACGUACCUUUCACCAUGUAUUGUAUUCGCCAUGCAUGCACUUAACUUUUAAAGCACAGAACUUGAAAGAAUUUAUAAAUUUGAGAAGCUGUGGAAAAGCUAUUCUGGACCUCUAGUCCAGAAUUCUGGAAUAUUUUUUUCAGCCUUUUUUGUUUCAAAAAGCUGCUGGGAUCACUCUGUAGCCUGUGUUCCCCAUCCCUCAUAUGUUGGCUAGAUACUGCCUGAUGUCUAUAGUUAAUUGAGCCAGGCACUGUUGCUAGGCUGUCUGGACCUGGUGAGUGGAUCUUUCAAACCGCCCUGGAACCCUAGAACAACCCGUGGCUUACAGGGUGCGUUGGAAGUCGCCCCACUGCCUCAUCUUGGCAGGUCUGGGCAACAUGGCAGUCUGGGCCUAUUGUGAAGAUGAAGUGGCAGGGCAAAGGAGCCUCCACGGGUUAUUUUCCUUCCCGCAACCUCCAAACCCAGCAAGCACGUGUCAGUCACUCUGAAGCACCAUGCAUUAAUCGCUGUGCGAGAGGCUUCCGGUUUAUCAGAUCUACUGCAUCAUUUACUUGAACUGCAAGACUGUAAACUGGUAUGGUGCAAACGGCACGUGCUUAGCAUUUAAGUGAUGCCGAAUCCAGGCAUUUGUGUUUAGCACCAGCACUGAAUGCAGGACGCUUGUCCACAUGAAAGUUACCCGUGGCUUCGCUAAGCUUUUAGUGUUUCAGCAGAACCUCCUGAGAGGAUGAGGGGGAAGGCUCAUUUGUUGUUGCUCUUGUUAAACAAGCGGGAUUUCAGAAUCCUUGGGUGUCAGCUACUUAUCCUGCCUCUUUCGCGCUGUGGGUCUCGCACUGGAUUCGGUCAACAGGGCAACAGAUAACUGGCCGUCGUGGCGCACUAACGGCGUGUCGGGUGACUCCAGCCCGCUCCCCCGCGGGUGGCUCGUUUGUGGGGGCGGACUGCCCUGCCAGCCCGGCAGCUGCGCCCGGGCCGCUGUGCCCGCGGUGGUUUGCCGCCGCAGCGCCUGGGCCGGGGCGGACCACUGAGCGACUUGCCGGGCCUCUUGCGGAGCACGCGUGGGCCGCCGCCACUGAUGGCCAUUCGCCCCAGUGGUCCUUUGGAGCACCUGCACUGGCUCGCCGCCCCCCCCCAAGCCCCCGCUGCAGACCCCGCGGCCGAUGUCCCCUUACCCUCUUUUUGGAGAUGGGCUCCUGUCGGGAGGGACUGCCCACGCGCGGCUCGAGGGCCCGCUGGCUCCCCUGCCGCUGAGCGGCAGCCCAUCGUUAGGGCUUUUCUGCGCGCCUGUGCUUUCCUUCUUCGUCGGAUUUUCUGAGUUGCACAAUUGAGCGGUUCUGGUUGUCCCGAAGGCCCGGCCUCGCUUUAACGGCGCGCCAGGUGCGUGCUCUCCCGACCUGCAGUUCAUGCUGUACAACACCCACGCAGUUGCGCAGGCAUUCCACUCUCAGUGCUGGAACGUUUGCAACUUUCACCCUUAAAAGGCGCAGGCGGGCUUUUGCCUUUUAUCAUUGGGUUCGUCUGUUAACUUGCAUUUCACUUCAGUCUCCCAUUUGAAGCGGACUUUUCUGCCCAGCUAGUUUUGGCAUUUUCCCGUGUGGAUCCUCUGCAUGGGUGGCAUCACGUCCCCAGGAGGGAGCGGCUCAGAGUCCCACAUCCCUUGCAGUCCGGCUCAGUUUUACAUUCCACAUUAACCUCGGGGGACCCCACGUUUAUAGACUGGCGAAAAGCAUUUGUCUGGCGGACUUGAGUGGAUAGACUGAUUUUUGGUUUGGAUGAGCUUGUAGCUCCUGGUGGAUAUGAUUUCCCAGCUAGAAUUUGUUAGAACAGGGUGCAGCCCUGCAGGUUUUGCAACUUGAGAGCCUCCUUUGUUACUGGCAGGCCCUGGGUGAGUCUGAACAUUUGGUGCUGCUACACCAUGUAGACUUAUAAAUAUCCAUUAUCAGGGAACAAAGACAAUGCUCUGAGUCUUCAGAAUAGAAUCCUGAAUUGGCGUUCUUUGUUUUGUCCAACUGAUCGAGUUCUUUGUUGGCAUCUAUUUGGAAGUGGUGAAGUGUCUGAAGUUACAUUUAAUUCAACAAAAAUGAUGUUUCAAGUAUAUUGUAUACAGUGCAGCCAGAAUCCUUCCUCGCUCAUGUGUUUUGUCAAUGGCUGCUUUCUUCUGGGAGGAGGCGAUUUGGGUAAAGUUUGUCUUGGAAAUGCCUUCACUGUUUGCAGGGUGCAUGUUCUCCUUCAGCACCUUCCUGUCUCUUGGAAUUUAACAAGGGGGCAACGUAGCGUGGGAAGGAUGCGUGGCCCUCCCACAGCGACACAGCCGGGGACGCCGAGGACACGCUUGGCCGUGAAUGGGCGACUUUUAGGGACAGGCAAAUAUUUGCUCGGCCUCUGUUGAAAUUUAUGCAUCGUUGCCUUUAAGAAUAGUCCUAUGUCUCGCUAUAUAUACAACAUAUAGGGGUAUGUUGUACACAUACAACAUAUGUGUGUAUUCAUGGCAAUAGACUCAGUUAAGUUUCAUGUAAGAACAUUUCCGUAUUUUCUUUUUCCUCAUUUUUCUUCUUUUGAUUUUAAAAUGCACAGUAAGAAACAUAAUUUUAAAAACAGGGUGGGCUGAUGAAUAGCUUAUGCUGGGUUUCCCUUCUCAAUCUUUGUUGUUCCACAAGUAGGUUUGCUGCACCCCUGGGUGAUUACUGCGUCCGCUUCAUCGAGGGCGGGGGGUCUUACGGGCAUGCCUUCAGUCAGAGCGCAGCCCUCGCCUCACAAAGCCCAGCUAGCCUGUCCUGCAAAUAGCGUUUCAGUGAGAGGCACGCCACCUCUGCUCUAGUAGAAGUUCAGCUUGCAGGCCGGGCGAGGCUGGUGCUGAGGCUCACCGCGGCGUCCCUUCAGCUGUGGCUCGCGCGGGCACGCGAUCCGAAUGCAGGACGCGGCCCGUGCUGCAGAUGCGCGGCUUGGUUGCGGGGUGGGACUGGGAAACUGACUGGCAAGCACGACUGGCAGCUGGAAGGAGUCUGCUGAGGCAGCGAUCCUCUGGUUGCUUUGAUCUGGUGUGAGAAUUCUCUUGUUUCGGGGAGCAUGUGCUUGCCAAGCAAGAUGUACCGUCGCUUGAAAAUGCAGCAGCCUGAUUGCGUUGGGCUUCACUGUGGUUUUCGACAGCGCAGCUGUAUAUAUUCUCUUCCCUAGCACAAUUUUCUGGUCCUGCAUCGGUGUCGUGGAACAUCAUUACUCGAAUAUUAAAGGGUUGAGCAUUUA
This is a messenger RNA of Varanus komodoensis (Komodo dragon), 6332 nucleotides long. It is a transcript of the gene PLPP6, whose product is annotated as phospholipid phosphatase 6. The transcript has 3 exons. Gene Ontology annotation, molecular function: sphingosine-1-phosphate phosphatase activity. Bases 98 to 880 code for a protein of 260 amino acids. Lineage: Eukaryota; Metazoa; Chordata; Lepidosauria; Squamata; Varanidae. The record is from RefSeq and is a predicted model, not a curated record.